CUUCUUCCCAGACCUUCCAUCCCACCCCACUCCAAAUCUACAGAGCAGGAUCAGCUCUGGGUCAAGGCUCCAUGUUCCUUCUCUUCAUUUCAUGGAAUGCCCAAAACUCUUGACUGUUCCUGCCCCACCCCAGCUCUCAGCACCCGCUCAAGCCCCAGCACCAGGGGGGCUCCUGGAUCCCCCCUUGGUAUAAUACUGCCCCUUUUCCUUCUCAGCUCGGGGACACAAUCUAGGAAGAUGGUGGCUUUGAAGACCUGCUCUCUGCUGCUGGUGCUCCUGUUCCUGGCUGUCGGGCUGGGAGAAAAAGAAGAGGUUGAGUUCCGAUCCCAUGCUAAAUUUGCUGGCCCCCGACCACGAGGCCCAAGGUAUGCAGAGGGGACUUUCAUCAGUGAUUACAGCAUCGCCAUGGACAAGAUCCGCCAACAAGACUUUGUGAACUGGCUUCUGGCCCAGAAGGGGAAGAAGAAUGACUGGAAACACAACCUCACCCAGAGAGAGGCCCGGGCUUUGGAGCUGGCAGGACAAUCUCAGAGAAACGAGGAGAAAGAGGCACAGGGGAGCUCUUUGCCCAAGAGCCUCAGUGAUGAAGAUGUGCUGAGGGACCUUCUGAUUCAAGAGCUACUGGCCUGGAUGGCGGACCAAGCAGAGCUCUGUCGACUGAGGUCCCAGUGACCGACCUACCCCGGAGCAGGACUGGACUCUGACCUUAGCUUGCUCAGAUCCUGCUUCUGCCCUGGUCCAAAGUCUCUGAGAGAACCAAACCAAUAAAGCCUUGAGCUGAAGUAAA
Rattus norvegicus (Norway rat) is the source of this 787-nucleotide messenger RNA. RefSeq names its product gastric inhibitory polypeptide (gene Gip). Gene Ontology annotation, biological process: response to glucose; regulation of insulin secretion; regulation of fatty acid biosynthetic process. Gene Ontology annotation, molecular function: hormone activity. Gene Ontology annotation, cellular component: extracellular region. Lineage: Eukaryota; Metazoa; Chordata; Mammalia; Rodentia; Muridae. The record is from RefSeq and is a predicted model, not a curated record.